AUGGCCGCGGUUGUUACUUCAGCUCCCGGAAAAGUUUUAAUGAGCGGUGGUUACCUCAUUUUGGAGCGACCCAACGCAGGACUUGUCCUCAGUACAAACGCUCGCUUUUAUGCCAUCAUCAAACCCCUUCACGAAAUCAAAUCCGAUUCCUGGGCAUGGGCAUGGACAGAUAUUAGAUUAACCUCUCCUCAGCUUUCCAGAGAAGCUCUCUACAAACUCGCGCUCAAAAAUCUUGCCAUCCAAACCGUUUCCUCAAGUGAUACGAGAAAUCCUUUUGUGGAGUACGCGGUGCAGUAUUCCGUGGCUGCUGCUUAUGCCACGUUUGACCAGAGUAAAAAGGAGGGGUUGCACAAACUGCUUUUACAAGGUCUUGACAUUACAAUUUUGGGUUCCAAUGAUUUUUAUUCGUAUAGGAAUGAGAUUGAGAGACGUGGACUCCCUUUGACGCCAGAAUCGUUGGCCUCCCUUCCACCUUUUUCCUCCAUCACCUUCAAUGCUGAUGAUGCUGAUGAAGGAAAAUGCAAGCCUGAAGUAGCUAAAACUGGUUUGGGCUCAUCUGCAGCGAUGACUACGGCUGUAGUUGCUGCCUUACUUCAUUACCUGGAUGUUGUGAAGCUAUCCUCUUCAAACGAUCACCGGGAAAGGAAGGAUCUUAUAGAUCUUGAUAUGGUGCAUAAAAUUGCUCAAACUGCACACUGUAUUGCACAGGGGAAAGUAGGGAGUGGGUUUGAUGUCAGUUCUGCUGUGUAUGGCAGUCAGCGAUAUGUGCGGUUUUCACCAGAAGUGAUUUCUUCCACCCAGAUUGCAGAUAAAGGAGUUCCCUUACCAGAUGUUCUCUCUGAAAUUAUAAAAGGAAAAUGGGACCAUGACACGACUGAGUUCUCUUUACCACCUUUGAUGACUCUUUUACUAGGAGAACCUGGAACUGGUGGAUCAUCCACACCAUCAAUGGUUGGGGCUGUCAAAAAGUGGCAAAAGUCUGACCCUCAGAAAUCCCUGAACACAUGGAGAAGAUUGUCAGAGGCAAAUUCAGCAUUGGAAAUGCAACUAAACUUGUUAAGCAAAUUAGCAAAGGAACGAUGGAAUGCAUAUAAAUCUGUGAUUGAAAGCUGCAGCUUGCUCAGAUCAGAAAAGUGGAUAGAGCAUGCUUCUGAACCUAACAAGGAAGCAGUAAUUAAAGCACUGCUAAGUGCAAAAGAUGCCAUGCUGGAGAUUAGAUAUCAUAUGCGCCAAAUGGGGGAGGCUGCAGGUGUUCCAAUUGAACCAGAAUCACAAACGCAGCUUCUAGAUGGUACAAUGAACUUGGAAGGAGUACUGUUGGCUGGAGUACCAGGGGCAGGAGGGUUUGAUGCAGUCUUUGCUGUUUCUUUGGGAGAUUCAAGCAGCAAUGUAACAAGAGUAUGGUGUUCACAUAAUGUUCUUGCCUUGUUGGUUAAAGAAGAUCCUUGUGGCGUUUGUUUAGAAAGUGUUGACCCCCGAACCAAUGAAAUCACAUCAGCUGUGUCUUCAAUUAAUAUCGAAUAA
Sphenostylis stenocarpa is the source of this 1524-nucleotide messenger RNA. NCBI's taxonomy places the organism in Eukaryota, Viridiplantae, Streptophyta, Magnoliopsida, Fabales, Fabaceae. The record is from the annotation of a GenBank genome assembly.